AUGGCAGCAACAGCAAUGCAAUCCGAGGCAGCGCCUCAGGAUAUUUCUACGCUACUUGAGACCAUCACCAGCUGUCUCUCCGGCACAGGAUCCUCCCUUCCAAAGGCGGCCAAAGAUGAGCCAACGGACGCCUCGAUCGACCCUCCGCAGCAAGGCAUUUCGCUACUCAACACCAAGAGCGAAUUGCUCCUUUCCUACCUUCAUAACCUUGUCUUUUUGACUAUCUUCCAGUUGAGGGGUCUUUCAGCGGAGGACUCGGCCGACGGAGAAAACCAGUCCCUGCGGGAGGAUGUCGUGAAAAAGUUGACUGAACUACGGGUUUACUUGGAACGCGGUGUCCGACCAUUGGAGGGACGGUUGAAAUAUCAAGUUGAUAAGGUUGUCAAGGCAGCGGAGGAUGCUGAGAGAGAUGGACGGAAUGCGCCAGGGCCUACGAAGACCAAGACAAAGAAAGCACCGAAGUCGGACGAGGACGAGGACGAGGACGAUUCGGGAUCCGAAGAAGCGUCCAGCGGCAGUGAAGAUGAGGAAAGUGAAGAUGAAGAAGAUAUCGACGAGAUGGCGUACCGACCGAAUGUGUCUGCGUUCUCCCAAGGCGUCGAGGCUCAGGCGAAGCCGACCAAAUCGGACAUAACGGAACAGAAAGCACCGAGCGAUGGAAUUUACCGGCCUCCCAAAGUUAUGCCCACUGCUCUUCCUACUACCGAGCGUCGCGAACGCGAAGAUCGUCGUCCUCGCCGGUCGAAUGUUAUUGACGAGUUUGUCAAUGCCGAAAUGUCGUCUGCGCCGACAAUGGAAGCCAGUAUCGGCAGUACGAUCCGGUCCGGUGGAAGACACACGCGGUCACAGAAGGAGAAGGAUCGUGAAGAAGAGAGGAGAGCAUACGAAGAAACCAACUUUGUGCGACUGCCCAAACUCAGCAAGGAGGAGCAGAAGAAGCAGCGAGGCCGUCGCGGUCUGGAGAGUACGUUUGGUGGUGAAGACUGGAAGGGCCUUACUGAGGGUGCAGACCGCAUCGCCAGACUUACACAAAGGGGCAAGGGAAGUGGCAGCGCAUUGGACAAAAGUCGCAAGCGGAAAACCACGGAGGACAUGCCUGGUGCCGUGGGCCAAAUUUUUGACAAGCGACGGAAGAAGGUUGACAGCUGGAAGCGAUAA
This is a messenger RNA of Aspergillus chevalieri, 1158 nucleotides long. RefSeq names its product small subunit rRNA maturation protein LCP5 (gene lcp5). Gene Ontology annotation, biological process: maturation of SSU-rRNA from tricistronic rRNA transcript (SSU-rRNA, 5.8S rRNA, LSU-rRNA). The record is from RefSeq and is a predicted model, not a curated record. NCBI's taxonomy places the organism in Eukaryota, Fungi, Ascomycota, Eurotiomycetes, Eurotiales, Aspergillaceae. The transcript has a single exon. The coding region runs from base 1 to 1158 and encodes 385 amino acids. Gene Ontology annotation, cellular component: small-subunit processome; nucleolus.